CUACUCCGUACUUUGGAUCGUCUGAUAAACCUAUCUCUACUUCACCGCCCACUCUUUUCCCUUUUGCCCUCUACUUGUUCAGCUGCUAGGCGUCCUCGACCGACACACAACCUUCGUUCAUAGACUUGUUGCAGCAGCCACAAAAAUGGCUACGACGACCGCCACCGCCGCCACCACCAACAUCACCCGCGAGAAUGUCACCACCCUCUUCCCCGACGUCCACACCCGACUGAUCGGUGCCGACAUGGCCCCCAACGCGACGCCCGACCCUUCUCUCACUUCUCCGUCCACGUCGACGCCCAACGACGACCUGCUCGCGGGCUACGACGAGGAGCAGAUCCGGCUCAUGGACGAGGUGUGCAUCGUGCUGGACGACGACGACGGGGUCCUGGGGUCGGCCUCCAAGAAGGCCUGCCACCUCAUGACCAACAUCGACCGGGGCCUGCUGCACCGGGCCUUUUCGGCGUUCGUGUUCGACCCUCGGACGAAGAAGCUGCUGCUGCAGCAGCGGGCGUCGGAAAAGAUCACCUUCCCAGACAUGUGGACCAACACCUGCUGCUCCCACCCCCUGGCGCACCCCUCGGAGACGGGCGAGGGGGACCUGGUCAGCAACGUCCAAGGGGCCAAGCGGGCCGCCGUCCGCAAGCUCAACCACGAGCUGGGGAUCCCGGCGUCGCAGGUCCCCGUGGAGGGCUUCCACUUCCUCACGCGCAUCCACUACCUCGCCCCCUCGGACGGCAAGUGGGGGGAGCACGAGAUCGACUACAUCCUCUUCAUCGAGGCCGACGUCACCUUGGACGUCAACGUCAACGAGGUCAGGGACACGAGGUGGGUCGGCCCCGGCGAGCUGAGGCAGAUGUUCAGGGACGUCGAGACCAAGACCGGCAAGGACAAGGCCCUCAAGUACACCCCCUGGUUCAGGUUGAUCUGCGAGGGCAUGCUGUUCGACUGGUGGGACAGGCUCAAGGAGGGCAGGUUGGCCGAGGUGGCCAACGAGACACAAAUCAGGAGGAUGUUGGAGGCGGUCGAUGAGAAGCGGUGACCCUCCUUCUUUUUAAAAAAAUAAAAAAAAAUGAAAAAAAAUUUGGCAUACAAGGAAGAAGCGGUAGUGUUUUUCUUUCCCCUCGGACAGUAUCACACUCUUGAGAAGAGGUACUAGAAGAGGAAAAAAGGAGAUGGGAAAGAGGGAGUAAGGGGGAAGAGAGACCUCACGUUUACCUAUGCAUACGAUACCCUAAUGAAACGGAAAUUAGCAAG
Messenger RNA from Exophiala oligosperma, 1257 nucleotides. Its product is annotated as isopentenyl-diphosphate delta-isomerase. Gene Ontology annotation, biological process: isopentenyl diphosphate biosynthetic process; isoprenoid biosynthetic process. Lineage: Eukaryota; Fungi; Ascomycota; Eurotiomycetes; Chaetothyriales; Herpotrichiellaceae. Gene Ontology annotation, cellular component: cytoplasm. The transcript has a single exon. Gene Ontology annotation, molecular function: isopentenyl-diphosphate delta-isomerase activity. The coding region runs from base 146 to 1042 and encodes 298 amino acids. The record is from RefSeq and is a predicted model, not a curated record.